GUUUGAUGUGGUCUAGACAACGACUGAGAUAUGAUUCGCGUAUUCUUUCAUCCACUUUGUCAUCAAUACAAUCAAGUUUUACCACUAAAAUUCAUUAAACACGUAUAUCACACCUCAAAUAUACUCAGUAGCAAAAAAUCCAUUGAUUACUCUCGUGUUCCAGUGCUCGAUGAAAAUGAUUUGCAAAUGCAAAUGGUUCGUGGCAGUGGACCUGGAGGUCAAGCGGUGCAAAAAACCAACAAUUGCAUAGUUUUGAAACACAUACCAACUGGCAUUGUUGUAAAAUGUCAUAAACAUCGAAUGGCAUUGCAGAAUCAAAAAGAAGCCCGUAAACUGAUGAUAACACGUUUGGAUAAUGCAAUGAAUGGUGAACAAUCCGUAGAAAAUCAAUUGAAACGUUUAGAAAUGAAAAAAAGCUCAACGAGUUCAUGGAAACAGAGAAAACUGAACGAACUGAAAAAAGAGUGGAAAGAGCGCGAAAAUAUUGAAUAAAUGUUGUUAAAGUAUAAAUAUAGAAAAUAAAACAUAGAUAUGAUUGAUAUUCCUAAAA
Messenger RNA from Contarinia nasturtii (swede midge), 550 nucleotides. RefSeq names its product probable peptide chain release factor C12orf65, mitochondrial. Gene Ontology annotation, cellular component: mitochondrion. Bases 31 to 492 code for a protein of 153 amino acids. The transcript has a single exon. The record is from RefSeq and is a predicted model, not a curated record. Gene Ontology annotation, biological process: translational termination. Gene Ontology annotation, molecular function: translation release factor activity. NCBI's taxonomy places the organism in Eukaryota, Metazoa, Arthropoda, Insecta, Diptera, Cecidomyiidae.